This is a messenger RNA of Anguilla rostrata (American eel), 5657 nucleotides long. RefSeq names its product par-3 family cell polarity regulator beta b (gene pard3bb). The transcript is spliced from 23 exons. Gene Ontology annotation, molecular function: phosphatidylinositol binding; protein binding. Lineage: Eukaryota; Metazoa; Chordata; Actinopteri; Anguilliformes; Anguillidae. Gene Ontology annotation, cellular component: apical plasma membrane; cell cortex; adherens junction. Gene Ontology annotation, biological process: establishment of cell polarity; cell adhesion; microtubule cytoskeleton organization. The record is from RefSeq and is a predicted model, not a curated record.
UCCUGGCACUUGAAUUGGCGUACUGGCCCUUUAAUAAAGUGAGAGCGAGUGGCCUGAGAUUGUUUGGAUGUUCGGUUUGCUUGGUGGAGUUUCGGACUUAGGAAACAAGUAGUCUCUUGGAUAAUCGUAACCUAUAUAGCUAACUAGCUAUACUUCAGUAGAGAGAAUACUGCUGUUGGUAUCCCAAGAACUAAAACUGCUUGAGCGCUGACGAACGUGAAGUGGAAACGUAUUCUGGAAAAAUAGGGAAUUGGAAUUUCUGAAAGGAGGACAGAGACCCGAAUGGGAAAAUCAAACUUGGCUUCCCGCAGCGUUUCUCCAUCUUUCGAAGUCUCAGACUGCAAGUAACUUAGCUAGCUGAAGUCAAAAUGUUACAGAAUUGUAACCGAUUAGCGUCAGGUAAAAUAAUAAUAUUUUGCUAAUGUGUCUUAUUUACUUCGGGAGCUGGAGUUUGGCACGCUGUCUAGUUUGCUAACGCUCUUUUUGGGGUAACUAGCUAGCAACUUAAUCAGCGCUGUCUACAUAGCUUUACACAGCUAAACAAUGCUGUGAAACUACAAAAAAUAAAACUCUGUAACUGAUGCUGACUUAUUCUGACGUCUGGGGUUUUGUAGCAUAUUGACGACUAUAUCCAAAAUAUCAGUUUAAGUUAGCUGGCUAGCUAAGUGGCUAACUUAGAGUAGGAAGACAAAUGGAAGAGUCGUCAUUCCAAGGUAGCUAGCUAGCCAGGGUCUUUUGUCAUUUUUGUGUAGACUAAGACGACUACAACUACAUUAACCUGUUUUCGGCUUUAUGCUGUUUAUCUAAAUACAAUAUCGCCAUUCAAUUUGGUGUAACUUUAAUUUACUUAUUAUCUAUAUAAACUAGCUAACCGCUAGUGUCCCAGCGAGUUGAGUAGCUACCUAGGUACGCACCUGAUCAACAGGUUUAUUUUAUUGAUUUGACGUUGACUAACAAGCUGGCUAAUCCACAAAUGACACCUGUUGCUUCUGUUUCUUGGACUUAACUUACGUUAGCGAACAUAAAACUUUUAUCUCGUUAGCAGUGUUGGCCAGAAUUGGCUUCAGGGUGAACUCCACAGGCCACAGUAAUUGUAUAACAUUAUCGAGAAGGUGGAGACACUACCCUUCUUGUUAGCUCGUUAGAAAUUAUAUCUGCGUUACAUAUUAUAGCGAAAGGACAGGGAGUAAGUAUUCGUUUGGGAUUGAUACAUCGAAAUGAAAGUGACUGUAACUUUCGGAAGAACUGGCGUUGUUGUCCCUUGCAAAGAAGGAUGGACGGUCCGCGACCUUAUCCAACAAGCGACUCAACGAUACCGAAAGAUUCUGGAACAGGAGGGGGACUUCCUGGUUCGGACCCACCACGUGGAGUACUGCGACGGGGGGAUCCUGGACCCGGACGACGUGCUGACGGACCUGGUGGAGGACAAGGAUAAGCUGAUCGCCGUGUACGAGGAGGAGGAGGUCCAGCAGAGGGCAGCAGCGAGUCCCGGGGCAGGCAGCGCCACGGGACGCCCCAGCCCGGACCCCUACGACUCCGAGCUGUCCGUCUUCCAGCCGAUCGCCGGGGGGGAGAUCGAGGUCAACUCCUCCGCCCUCAAGUCCAACACCCCUCUGCUGGUGAGGAGCAGCAGUGACUCCGCCCUCAGCCCCCCCCUGGAGACGGGACCCCCCCACCCCGAGGAGAGCAAUGGCAGGCCCCCCGCCACGGGCCCGAGCCUCACACUGGCAGACCCGGGAGAAGCCCAGGACCGGCCCCGAGCAGAGGGCCCCUACGCCAAGAUGAGCCACAUCACCACCAGCAGGAUGACCAAGACGGUGGAGAUCAGCGGAGCGGGAGACCAGGGCCCGCUGGGGAUCCACGUGGUGCCGUACUGCUCGUCCAUGAGCGGCCGGUCACAGGACGUGUUCCGGCACGCCAUGCGCUCCCCCGUCGUGCGGCUGGAGGUCGUGCCCGCCGCCAACAGGGACCGCUACGAGAGGGGCCUGAUCGGGCAGCUCUUCGGCCCCGAGGGGCCCGAGCCGGGGCCCCCGGGCCCCAGGGUGAAGGCCCCGGUCCCGCUGAGGGUGAAACCCUUGGAGCCGCCCGCCAAAAUCGCCGAACCGCCAUCCAGAUCCGCCGAACCGGCGUCAAGAACUGCCGACCCGCCGUCCCGAGCAGCCGAAGCCUUGUCCAGAUUCACCGAACCGCCAACCAGAACCGCAGACCCGCCAUCCCGAGCAGCCGAAGCCUUGUCCAGAGUGGCGGAGCCCGCCGUCCGCGCGGGCGAGCCUCAGGCCCCCCACCACCCCCCCGAGGGCCGGGCCUCCGCCACCCCGCCCCCCUCGGGGCUCCCGGCAACACCCAGGGGGGGCGACGACAGCCCCCUGCCCAGGGGCAGCCCCGCCCUCUCCCCCCUCGUGGGGUUCGCCAACAGGAAGGGGGGCAAGCGGCUGAAGAUCGACCUGAAGAAAGGUCCGGAAGGGCUGGGCUUCACCGUGGUAACCAGAGACUCGUCCGUGCACGGGCCCGGACCCAUCCUGGUGAAGAACAUCCUCCCGCGUGGGGCCGCCGUCAAAGAUGGCCGCCUGCAGUCUGGGGACCGGAUCCUGGAGGUGAACGGUUUGGACAUCACGGGCCGCACGCAGGAGGAGCUGGUGGCCAUGCUGCGGAGCACCAGGCAGGGGGAGACGGUGUCCCUGAUGGUGGCCCGGCAGGAGGAGAUGUUCCUGCCCAGGGAGCUGAAAGGGGAGCCUGCCCGUGCUCCUCUCCUGGAGGAGGGUAAGGAGCAGCUGAUGUUUGAGGUUCCCUUGAACGACUCCGGAUCGGCGGGUCUGGGGGUCAGCCUGAAGGGGAACAGGUCCCGGGAGACGGGCGAAGACCUGGGCAUCUUCAUCAAGUCCAUUAUCCACGGCGGGGCGGCCUAUAAGGACAGCCGCCUGCGCGUGAACGACCAGCUGAUCGCCGUUAACGGGGAGUCCCUGCUGGGGAAGUCCAACCACGAGGCCAUGGAGACGCUGCGCAGGUCCAUGUCCAUGGAGGGCAACUUGAGGGGCAUGAUCCAGCUGGUGGUGGUGCGCUCCCUCCUGCGACCGGGACAGGAGAACUACGAGCCGUCGGCCCCCCAGAGCCGAGCCAUGGACCCCGCCCCCGGCCACGCCCCGCUGGGCGGCCUGGCCAACGGAACCGCCGCCCCCGCCAUGACGGCGAACAGCUUCUACGAGCGGUCUGCAGUUCCUGAAGGGGUUCCAAAUGGACGAUACGACCACAUGGAGGAAGAGGAGGAUGAAGAGGAGUUCCCCCCGCCACCUUCUCCUGCCACUCAGCUGGAGGACGACGCCGGCUCCAGUCCCCAUAACACACGUAACUGGAGCCCGGACCUGGAGCCGGGCUCGUACCCCGUCGAGUCCUCGCGCCCCGACAGGCAGCAGCCCAGGCAGCCGGAGUACCAUCACGUCAAGUCCUCCAAGAGCAUGGACUUAGUGGCAGAUGAAAGCAACAUGGGAUCCCUGGCAGGGCAGAAAUCAAUCUGCUGCGGGGUCUCACUGGGCCCACCUGGAGCUGAAUAGUCCAGCUCGCUGGAGAGCCUGCAGACGGCCGUGACGGAGGCGCGUAAGAGCGAGCUGCCCUUCCACCGGCCGCGGCCCCACAUGGUGCGCGGGCGCGGCUGCAACGAGAGCUUCCGCGCCGCCAUCGACAAGUCCUACGACGGCCCGCCCGACCUGGACGACGACGACCUCUCGGACCCGAGCUCGGGACGGGACACCCCGGCCAGCGGGUCCUCCCGACAGGGCCUGGGCGACACGGAGGACGGCAAGAAGGACAAGAAGAAGAAGGCCAAGGGCAAGAAGAAGGAGAAGAAAAGCAAAGGGAAGGAGAAGGAGAAGGAGAAGAAGAAAGCAGAGGAUGGAGAGGACCAGGACAAGAAGGCAAAGAAGAAAGGUUUUGGAUUGUUGAGGUUUGGGAAGAAGAAGGAGGAGAAGGCCAAGGCUGCACUGCAGAAGCAGAAGUCUGAGGUUCUGAGUGAGGAGGAGCUGGACAGGAUGAAAGCGGAGCGGGAGAGGAUCGAGGCCAAGCACCAGGAGCUGAGGGAGCAGGGCGCUCGGGAGCGCCUCCCCCUGCCCGACGUGGAGGACGACGACCACGACCCCAACUACGCCCGCAUCAACAACUUCCGCGAGCCGCCGCCCCCCGGCCAGCACCCCCAGCCCCGCGGGGACCGCACCCCGUCCCCGCAGGCGCCCCUGUCCCCCCCGUCCCACAGCCGAGAGUCCUCCGCGGAGAACCCCGCCCUGGAGGGGCUGUACGCCAAGGUCAACAAGCAGAGGGCCCCGCCCACAGCCGCGCCCGACAGUGCCGACCGGAUCCAGCAGCUGAGGCGGGAGUUCCACCAGGCCCGGCGGGAGGCGGCCGCGCCCGCCUACGAGGACCUGGAGGCCCGCCGCCGCGCAGGCCCCGAGUACGACCCCAGCCGGAUGGCAGUGAGGGGGCAGGACGGCCGGUUGGCACCGCGGUACGAGGACGUGGAGCGACAGUACGCCUCCUUGCCCAGACGGGGGCCAAUGGAUCCAAACGACUACCCCAUGCAGCCCUGGGGGGGUCACCGAGAGCCUGCCCACUACCCCGCCCCCCAGGGGGGCUACCCCAGCUACCCCGCCCGAGAUAACUACCCCCCGCGCGGGGCGGAGCGGCGAGGGGCGGACCCCCGGCAGGGCGACCCCGGGUACUACCCCCCCGCGCCCCAGCAGCGGGGGCCCCUGCGGCAGGACGUGCCCCCCUCCCCCCCGCUCCCGCUGCGGGCGCCGCGCUACGACACCAUGAACCGCGGGGGGUACCGGAACGCCAGCCCCGACCGCUACGCGUACGCGGACGGCCGCAACCCGGACCCCCGGCAGACCGCCGCGGUGUAGCCGAAAUCUCCCCGCCCCACCCCCCCCACCCCCCGCUCUUACCCACCCUCCAGUGAGGACCGCGCCUCCUCGUCCGCGCGCGAGAGCCGCUGCGGCUUUCAGUAGCGGAACGGCGUGGGGGCGACGCGGCGUGCGUUUCCGUGGCGCGUUGCCGAGCGCGACGUCGACUGCGGGGAAGAGAAGGGGGGGAGGGGGGAGGGUCUUGGGUACGGCUUUGACAGGCUUUCGUUUUUUCUCCCUCGUUUUUUUUCCUCUCUUCCUCUCGCUUUUCCGUCACUAGCUUCGUACGAUGACAGAGACGGCCGCUGCCCGUCUGCCUGCCAGCGCCAGCUACAGCGCGUAGAUUUCCCGGCUGCCAUUUUAACCGCCGCGAAGCCAGACUCCCAGUGCAUGAUGGGUGUAUUCAAAAACGGUGCCUUUACCCCACGGUCGCGCAAGAGGGAGUUUGAUUGCGGGGCGAUUUUUAAAAAAUUGAACGUCUGUGAAGCGAUUUAGACGCAUUUCAGCGAAACGUCUUUUUUUCCCUUUUCUUUUUUAGCAGUCAGCGUGGAGGCGGGGCCGUGUAGUCAGGGUGUCGGGCGUGUCCUGAGACAGGCGUGUGGGCUUUCAGUGCGUUUUUCGCCAGAAAGUUCCAGCCCGUGGGCCGAAGAGCGCGGCGAAGUCGAGCGCGCCGUGUUUCACCUGGGCCGAGCGAGCCUCUCUCUCUCUCUCUCUCUCUCCUUCUCUCUCUCUCUCUCUCUCUCUCUCCUCUCUCUCUCUCUCCUCUCU